AUGCUGUCAAGUCACGAUUCGAGUGUGAGUGGAAAAGCUGUUGAAUCAGGAAGCGUUCGUCGUGCUAUUGGCGAUCGUAGAAGACUACUGCGACAACCGAGGGCCUGUAAUAUGCUAUUGCAAGAGGGGGAAAGAAUGACUGGCGGACAUCAUAUGGUCUUGUGGCAAUUUACAGCAUGCUAUUGA
Molecule: messenger RNA, 186 nt
Organism: Plasmopara halstedii
Lineage: Eukaryota; Oomycota; Peronosporomycetes; Peronosporales; Peronosporaceae
Exons: 2
Coding region: 1-186 (61 amino acids)
Source: RefSeq, a predicted model, not a curated record